CAGGUGCUGAUGGCUGUCUCCGCGACAGCGGUGGUGGCCAGUGCGCGCGGGACCGCGCUGCCUCCUACCACGGGGGACGCCACCCUGGCCUUCGUCUUCGACGUCACGGGCUCCAUGUGGGACGACCUGAUGCAGGUGAUCGACGGCGCCUCGCGCAUUCUGGAGCGCAGCCUGAGCCGCCGCAGCCAGGCCAUCUCCAGCUAUGCGCUGGUGCCUUUCCACGACCCAGAUAUUGGCCCAGUGAUCCUCACGGCGGACCCAGAAGUGUUUCAGAGGGAGCUGAGAGAACUCUACGUGCAGGGAGGUGGCGACUGCCCAGAGAUGAGUGUGGGGGCCAUCAAGGCUGCGGUGGAGGUUGCCAACCCGGGCUCCUUCAUCUACGUCUUCACUGACGCCCGCGCCAAGGACUAUCACAAAAAAGAGGAGGUGCUGCGUCUCCUGCAGCUUAAACAGUCGCAGGUGGUCUUUGUGCUGACGGGGGACUGUGGUGACCACAGUCAUCCUGGCUACCUGGCCUACGAAGAGAUUGCCGCCACCAGCUCUGGGCAGGUGUUCCACCUGGACAAGCAGCAAGUGGCUGAGGUGCUGAAGUGGGUGGAGUCAGCAGUCCAGGCCUCCAGGGUGCAUCUGCUGUCCACGGACCAUGAGGAGGAAGCGGAGCACACAUGGAAGAUCCCCUUCGACCCCAGCCUGAAGGAGGUCACCAUCUCCUUGAGCGGGCCAGGGCCUGAGAUUGAAGUCCGUGAUCCGCUGGGGAGGAUCCUGCAGAAGGAUGAAGGCCUCCGUGUGCUCCUCAACAUCCCUGACUCAGCCAAGGUCAUGGCCUUUAAGCCUGAGCAUCCCGGGCUGUGGACCAUCAAGAUUUACAGCAGCGGCCGCCACUCAGUGAGAGUCACGGGCGUCAGCAACAUCGAUUUCCGAGCCGGCUUCUCCACCCAGCCCUCUCUGGACCUCAACCACACUAUCGAGUGGCCCCUGCAAGGGGUGCCCAUCUCCCUGGUGAUCAACUCCACAGGACUGCAGGCACCUGGUCACCUGGACUCAGUGGAGCUCUCACACAGCUCAGGGUGGCCUCUCCUGACUUUGCCCACUCAACUCCUCUCCAAUGGCUCCACCCAUCAGCUGUGGAGUGGGCCGCCCUUCCAGGCCCCCCAGGAACGCUUCUAUCUCAAAGUGAAGGGCGAGGACCACGAGGGGAAUCCCCUCCUCCGUGUCUCUGGAGUUGCCUACAGCAGGGUGGCCCCAGGUGCCCCUCUGGUCAGCAUGCCCCCCAGGAUUCAUGGCUACCUGCACCAGCCCCUGCUGGUCUCCUGCUCUGUGCACAGCACCCUCCCCUUCCGGCUGCAGCUGCGGCGCAAUGGAACCAAGCUGGGCGAGCAGAGAUACUUCCAGGAGUCGGGGAACAGCAGCUGGGAGAUCCCACGGGCCUCCAAGGUGGAGGAAGGCACUUAUGAGUGCAUGGCGGUCAGCAGGGCCGGGACCGGGCGAGCAGAGGCCGUGGUUAUCGUCACAGAUCCCCCACCACAACUGGCCCCUGCUCCCAACGUGACUGUGUCCCCGGGAGAGACGGCCAUCCUGACCUGCCGGGUCCUGGCCGAGGCCCCCUACAAUCUGACAUGGAUCCGGGACUGGCGCGUCCUGCCGGCCUCGGCAGGCCGAGUCUCCCAGCUGGCCGAUCUGUCCCUGGAGGUCAGCGUCGUCGUCCCCAGCGAUGGUGGGCGGUACCAGUGCAUGGCCAGCAAUGCCAACGGGGUCACACGGGCUUCCAUCUGGCUCCUGGUGCGAGAGGCCCCACAGGUCAGCAUCCACACCAGGUCCCAGCGCUUUUCGCAGGGCACGGAGGUGAGGAUCAGCUGCUCAGCCUCUGGAUACCCAACACCCCACAUCUCCUGGAGCCGAGAGGGCCACGCCCUGCAAGAGGACAGCAGAAUCCGUGUGGAUGCCCGGGGAACCCUGAUCAUUCAGGGAGUAGCCCCAGAGGAUGCUGGGAACUACAGCUGCCAGGCUGCCAAUGAGGUUGGGACGGACGAGGAGACCGUCACCCUCUACUACUCAGACCCACCCUCCAUCUCCGCCGUAAACGCCGUGGUCCUUGCUGCUGUCGGGGAGGAGGCUGUGCUGGUGUGUGAGGCGUCUGGGGUUCCCCUGCCCCGGAUCAUCUGGUAUCAAGGGGAUCUUGAAAUGAUUCUGGCCCCUGAGGCCUCCAGCUCUGGGACCCUGCGGAUCCCGGCGGCUCAGGAGAGGGACGCUGGCAUCUACACCUGCAGAGCUGUCAACGAGUUGGGCAUUGCUUCUGCGGAAAUCCGGCUGGAGGUUGGACAUGCUCCCUGGAUGACGGAGCCACCUCGGGAUGUUGCUGCAGAACUUGGGAAGAGCGCCUUCCUGACGUGCCGGGCCACGGGCCGCCCGCCCCCGACGGUCACCUGGCACCGUGGAGAUGGCCAGCCGCUGGCGCCCGGGCGAGGCAGCAGGACUGGGCAGCUGGAUUCAGGGGUGCUGUUCUUCGAAAGUGUGGUCCCUGAAGACCAGGCCUCAUAUAUCUGUGAAGCUCGCAAUGUCUUUGGGAAUAUCCAGGCAGAGGCCCGGCUCCUCGUCACCGGACACGUGCCCCCGCAGAUCGCCAGCAGUGCCUCUGUGGCCCGGGUCUUGGAGGGACAGCCCGUGUCCCUGCCCUGCGUCAUCCUGGCUGGAAGGCCCUUCCCGGAGAGGCACUGGCUGAAGGCCAGCCAGCCCCUCCCACCUGGCAGCCGGCAUUCCACCCGAGCAGAUGGCAGCCUCCACCUUGACCAGGUGCUGCAGGAGGAUGCAGGGAGGUACAGCUGUGUGGUCACCAACCUGGCCGGCUCUCAGCGUCGGGACGUGGAGCUGUUUGUCCAGGUGCCACCCAGAAUCCAGCCCACCGCCACACACCAUGUUGCCAAUGAGGGUGUCCUAGCCUCUCUUCCCUGCAUCGCCUGGGGAGUUCCUGCCCCCACCAUCACUUGGACCAAGGACACCAAUACCCUGAGUCCUGGGGGUCCCCACCAUGAUGUGAGUAAGGACGGCACUCUGCUCAUCGCCCAGCCAUCCGCCCGGGAUGCAGGGGCCUAUGUCUGCACUGCCACCAACACCGUGGGCUUCUCCAGCCAGGAGAUGCAGCUCUCCGUGAACACCAAGCCCAGGAUUGAGGUGAAUGGGUCACGCGAUGCAGAUGGGCCGCUGACAGUCACCACUAAGGCUGGCAAUGAGGUGACCCUGGACUGCGAGGCCCAGGGCUCCCCACCCCCAGUGGUCACCUGGACGAAGGACGCCCACCCUGUGCCACCUGUCGCCGAAAGGCACAGCCUCCUCCAGUCGGGCUCCCUGCGUCUGACCCAGGCCCAGGUCAGUGACAGCGGCCGCUACGAGUGCACAGCCAGUAACCCCGCGGGCUCUGCCUCCCGACGCUACAUCCUGGGGGUACAAGCCCCCCCUCAGGUGCAGCCAGGCCCACGGCUGCUGAAGGUGCUGGCGGGCGAAGCCCUGGAUCUGAACUGUGUGGCUGAGGGCAACCCGGAGCCCACAUUGAGCUGGUCCAAGGAUGGAGCCGCCCUGCAGGGAGGGGGUCCUGAGGGCUCCGUCCACUUUGCGGCCAUCAGGGCCUCCGACGCCGGGACAUACCUCUGCGAGGCCUCCAACAGUGCCGGGGUGGAUGCGUGGGAGCUGGAGCUCAGGGUGCUGGAGCCACCACACUGGGGGGCCGACGAGACCAGCGGCCUGCUGGAGCGAGUGGCAGGAGAGAAUGCCAGCCUGCCAUGCCCCGCCAGAGGGACUCCUAAGCCGCAGGUGACGUGGCAGAAGGGCCCAUCCUUGGAGCCGCUGCGUGGCCGGCCGAAUGUGACAGUACUGGAUGAAGGGUCCCUGUUCCUGACCUCGGUCUCGCCCACUGACAGUGGAGAGUAUGAGUGCCAGGCCACCAAUGAGGCGGGCUCCACGUCCAGGAAAGCCAAGCUGGUGGUCUAUGUGCCCCCCAGCAUCCGGGAGGAGGGGCGCAGGGCCAAUGUGUCGGGCAUGGCUGGGCAGUCCCUGAUGCUGGAGUGUGAUGCCAAUGGCUUUCCAGCCCCUGAGAUCGUGUGGCUCAAGGAUGGGCAGCUGAUCCCUGAGACUGGCAGUCACCGUCUCCUGGAUGGGGCCCAGACCCUCCACUUCCCCUCAAUCCAGGAGGGCGAUUCGGGCCUCUACACCUGCCAGGCUGAGAACCAGGCUGGAACAGCCCAGAGGGACUUUGCUGUCCUCGUGCUCAUCCCACCUUCCAUGCUCGGAGCCGGAGCUGCCCAGGAAGUGCUGGGCCUGGCUGGUAACGAGGUGGAGCUGCAGUGCCGGACUUCUGGGGUCCCCACACCCCAGGUGGAGUGGACCAAGGACAGGCAGCCUGUCCUGCCAGGAGACCCUCACCUGCAGCUGCGGGAGGAUGGCCAGGUUCUGAGAAUCGCCAGCAGUCACCUGGGGGACGAGGGGCGGUACCAGUGCGUGGCCUUCAGCCCAGCCGGCCAGCAGGCCCGGGACUUCCAGCUCCGAGUGCACUCACCCCCCACCAUCUGGGGUGCCAAUGAGACCGGCGAGAUGGCCGUCAUGGAGGGCCACCCGGUGCAGUUCCUGUGUGAGGCGCGUGGAGUGCCUGCUCCCGACAUCAUCUGGUUCAAGGAUGGGGCCCCGCUCCCCCGCAGCACCGAGGCUGUCUACACCAGGGGCGGUCGGCAGCUGCAGCUGGGGAAGGCCCAGGGCUCGGACGCUGGCGUCUACACCUGCAAAGCCAGCAACCCUGUAGGGGCAGCAGAGAAGGCCACCAGGCUGGAGGUUUAUGUCCCGCCCACCGUCGAGGGCGCUGGUGGAGUACCGCACGUGGUCAAGGCCAUGGCUGGGAGACCCUUGGAGCUGGAGUGUGUAGCCAGAGGCCGCCCACCGCCCACCCUCUCCUGGCACCGUGAGGGGCUGCCUGUGGCAGAGAGCAACGGGACAUGGCUGGCAGCAGGAGGCCGCGUGCUGAGGCUGGAGAGCCUGGGGGAGGCGUCGGGCGGCCUGUACAGCUGCGUGGCCCGCAGCCCUGCGGGGGAGGCGGUGCUGCAGUACUCCGUGGAGGUGCAGGUGCCCCCCCAGCUUCUGGUGGCUGAAGGCUUGGGCCAGGUGAACACCAUUGUGGGACAGCCCCUGGAACUUCCCUGCCAGGCCUCAGGCUCCCCGGUGCCCACUGUCCGGUGGCUGCAGAAUGGGCGCCCGGCCGAGGAGCUGGCUGGUGUGAAAGUGUCCUCACAGGGGACCACUCUGCACAUCGACCACAUGGAGCUGGACCAUGCGGGCCUCUUUGCCUGCCAGGCCACCAACGAGGCGGGCACUGCUGGAGCUGAGGUGGAGGUGUCUGUGCUCGAGCUCCCUUCGGUCAUCAUUGUCGGCAAUGAGAACAUCACAGCCCCUUUCCUGCAACCUGUGACCCUACAAUGCAUUGGGGUUGGGGUGCCUACCCCGAGCCUCCGCUGGUGGAAGGAUGGGAUGGCCCUGGCAGCCUCAGGGGGCAGCCUGCAGAUGAAGAAGGUGGACCUGAGGGACGAAGGCGUCUACACUUGUGUCGCCACUAACCUUGCUGGAGAGAGCAGGAGGGAUGUGACGCUAAAGGUUUUGGUGCCCCCCAACAUUGAGCCAGGCCCAGUCAACAGGGCAGUGCUGGAGAACGCCUCGGUGGCCUUGGAGUGCCUGGCUUCAGGCGUGCCCCCUCCUGACAUCUCCUGGUUCAAGGGCCACCAGCCUGUCUCUGCCCAGGAGGGAGUCACCGUGUCAGCUGAUGGGAAAGUUCUCAGCAUUGAGCGAGCCCGGCUUUCUGAUGCUGGGAGUUACCGCUGUGUGGCAUCCAAUGUGGUGGGCAGCACAGAGCUGCGGUAUGGCCUACAGGUCAAUGUGCCUCCACACAUCAUGCUGCCGCCCAGCCUGCCGGGCCCCGUGCUUCUCAACGCCCCGGUUCAGCUGACCUGUGAUGCCACCGGGGCCCCCACCCCCAUGCUGAUGUGGCUGAAAGAUGGGAACCCCGUGUCUGCUGCAGGGACUCCUGGCCUCCAGGUCUUCGCUGGGGGCCGGGUCCUCGCCUUGACCAGUGCCCGGGCCUCCGAUGCCGGCAGCUACUCCUGCAUGGCUGUGAGUGCGGUGGGCGAGGACCGUCGGGACGUCGUCCUGCAAGUCCACAUGCCCCCGAGCACCCCAGGAGAAGAGCUGAAUGUGUCCGUCAUGGCCAACGCGUCAGUGGUCCUGGAGUGCCGGAGCCACACCAUGCCCCCGCCCGUGCUCAGCUGGCGGAAGGACGGGCGCUCCCUGGUGCCGCGGCCUGGCGUCCGCCUCUCCGCAGACAAGGCCUUGCUGGAGGUGGACCAAGCAGAGGUGUGGGACGCAGGCCGCUACACCUGUGAGGCACUGAACCAUGCAGGUCGCUCCGAGAAACACUACAACCUGAAUGUCUGGGUCCCUCCAGCAUUUCCCUCCCGGGAGCCCCGGACCCUGACCGUAACUGAGGGGUACCCUGCCAGGCUGUCCUGUGAAUGCUGGGGUGUCCCCUUCCCCAAGAUCUCCUGGAGGAAAGAUGGUCAGCCCAUACCUGGGGAGGGGGCCGGCCUGGAGCAGGUGUCAUCUGUGGGGAGGCUGCUGUACCUGGGGCAGGUCCAGCUAGCCCAGGAGGGAACAUAUACCUGUGAGUGCAGCAAUGUGGCAGGGAACAGCAGCCAGGACCAGCAGCUGGAGGUGCACGUGCCCCCUCGGAUCAUCGGCCCCCGGGAGUCCCUCACACAGCUCUCAGUGAUCCAGGAUGGGGAGGCCACUCUGGAAUGCAACACGACAGGGAAACCUCCGCCAACAGUGACGUGGGAGCGGGACAACCAGCUGGUGGGGGACGAGCCUGGCCUGCGGCUGCAGAAUGGUGGUCAGAGCCUGCACGUGGAGCGGGCCCAGGCUGCUCAUGCCGGACGCUACAGCUGUGUGGCCGAGAACGCGGCCGGGAGGGCCAAGAGGGGCUUCGAGCUCUCCGUGCUGGUGCCCCCAGAACUCACUGGAGACUUGGAUCCACUGACCAAUGUCACGGCUGCCCUGCACGGCGCCCUGUCGCUGCUCUGUGAAGCCACAGGCCUCCCACCCCCAAUGGUCCGCUGGUUCCGAGGGGAGGAGCCCAUCAGCCCCAGGGAGAACACCUACCUUUUGGCAGGUGGCUGGAUGCUGAAGAUGACUCAGGUGCAGGAGCAAGACAGAGGCCUCUACUCAUGCCUGGCAAGCAAUGAGGCAGGGGAGGUGCGAAGGAACUUCAGCGUGGAGGUCCUGGUUCCUCCCAGGAUUGAGAACGAGGACCUGGAGGAGGUGAUGAAGGUCCCUGAGGGGCAGACUGCCCACCUGACAUGCAACGCCACAGGCCACCCACAGCCCAGGGUCACGUGGUUCAAAGACGGCCAGCCCCUGGCUGGUGGAGAUGUCCACCACAUUUCCCCAGAUGGAGCCCUCCUGCGAGUUCUCCAGGCCAACCUGUCCAGCGCUGGCCGCUACUCUUGCAUUGCAGCCAACGCUGUAGGGGAGAGGACCAAGCACGUGCAGCUUAGUGUCCUGGUGGUCCCCACCAUCCUGGGAGUGACCGAGGACAGUGCGGACGAGGAGGUGACCGUGACCAUCAACAACCCCAUUUCUCUGAUUUGUGAGGCGCUGGCCUUCCCCUCCCCCACCAUCACCUGGAUGAAGGACGGGGCCCCGUUCAAGGCCUCGAGGAACAUCCAGCUGCUCCCAGGCACCCAGGGGCUGCAGAUCCUGAAUGCCCAGGAGGAGGACGCGGGCCAGUACACCUGUGUGGUCACCAACGAGCUGGGCGAGGCCAUGAAGAACUACCAUGUGGAGGUCCUCAUCCCGCCUUCCAUCUCCAAAGACGACCCCUCAGGGGAGCUUGGUGUGAAGGAGGUCAGGACCAAAGUCAACAGCACCUUGACCCUGGAGUGCGAGUGGUGGGCCGUGCCCCCGCCCACCAUCAGCUGGUACAAGGAUGGACAGCCUGUGACCCCCAACCAGCGGCUCCACAUCCUGGGCGAGGGGCGGCUGCUGCAGAUCCAGCCCACGCAGAUCUCAGAUUCAGGGCGAUACCUGUGCGUGGCCACCAAUGUGGCUGGCGAGGACGACCAGGACUUCCACGUGCUCAUCCAGGUGCCCCCCGUGUUCCAGAAGGUGGGCGAAGCCAGUGCAGCCUUUGAGAUCCCACCCCAGGAGGAAGAGGCCCGGGGCGGGGUGACAGAGUACCGGGAGAUCGUGGAGAACAACCCCGCCUACCUGUACUGCGACACCAACGCUGUCCCAACCCCGGAGCUCACCUGGUUCAAGGAGGAUCAGCCCCUGUCAGCCACAGAUGGGUUGUCUGUGCUGCAAGGAGGCCGGGUCCUUCAGAUCCCCCUGGCACGUGCGGAGGAUGCUGGAAGGUAUUCGUGCAAGGCCUCCAACGAGGUGGGCGAGGACUGGCUGCACUAUGAGCUGCUGGUGCUGACCCCACCUGUGAUCCUGGGUGACACAGAGGAGCUGGUGGAGGAGGUGACUGUCAACGCCAGCAGCACUGUCGGCCUACAGUGCCCAGCCUUGGGCAACCCCACGCCCACCAUCUCAUGGCUGCAGAACGGGCUGCCUGUUUCCCCAAGCCCACAGCUGCAGGUCCUGGAGAAUGGGCAAGUCUUGCAGGUUUCUACUGCAGAAGUGGCAGACACUGCCAGCUUCAUGUGUGUGGCCGAGAACCAGGCAGGCUCUGCAGAGAAACUCUUUACCCUCAGGGUCCAAGUCCCACCAAGAAUCAGAGGUCUGACCUUGGAGCAGGUCACCACCAUCCUCAAUAGCAGCAUCUCUCUCCCCUGUGACGUCCAUGCUCACCCGAGUCCCGAGGUCACGUGGUACAAGGACAGCCAGGCCCUCUCCCUGGAUGAAGAGGUCUUCCUCCUGCCUGGCACCCAUACACUGCAGCUGGCACGAGUGCGGCCCUCGGACUCCGGGACAUACAUGUGUGAAGCUCUCAAUGCCGCUGGCCGAGACCAGAAGCUGGUGCAGCUUAGCGUGCUGGUUCCCCCCACCUUUAGGCAGGCUCCCACCAGCCCCUGGGACACCGUCCUGGUGCGGGCUGGGGACAAGGCCAUCCUGAGCUGUGAGGCAGACUCAGUCCCUGAGCCAGUCGUGACCUGGUACAAGGACGGGCAGCCCCUGGUCCUGGCACAGCGGACCCAGGCUCUGCUGGGUGGGCAGAGGCUAGAGAUCCUGGGCACCCAGGUGUCAGAUAAAGGUUUAUACACCUGUAAAGUCAAUACUGCAGCUGGAGAGGCCAUGCGGACCUUCACGCUCACCGUCCAGGUGCCCCCCACAUUUGAGAACCCCAAGACAGAGACCGUGAGCCAGGUGGCGGGGAGCCCCCUGGUCUUGACCUGUGAUGUGACUGGGGUCCCUGCACCCAUUGUCUCUUGGCUAAAGGACAGGAUGCCCAUUGAGAGCAGCGUGGCACAGGGCGUGGUCUCCCGCGGAGGCCGCCUCCAGCUCAGUCGCCUGCAGCCAGCCCAGGGCGGCACCUACACGUGCGUCGCCAAGAAUGCUGAGGCCGAGGCACGCAAGGACUUCGUGGUGACCGUGCUGAUGGCCCCCCGGAUCCAGAGCUCAGGCACCGCGCAGGAGCACAGCGUCCUGGAGGGGCAGGAGGUGCGGCUCGAUUGUGAGGCCGAGGGGCAGCCACCGCCCAACGUGACCUGGCUGAAGGAUGGCAGCCCGCUGGGCCAGAGCGUGGGCCCCCACCUCCGGUUCUACCUGGACAGCAGCUCCCUGGUGCUCAAGGGCCUGAGGGCCUCGGACUCAGGUGCCUACACCUGCGUGGCCCACAACCCCGCGGGGGAGGACGCCAGGCUGCACACCGUGCACGUGCUGGUUCCUCCCACCAUUGAGCAAGGAGCAGACGGAACAGGGACCCUGGUGAGCACUCCUGGGGAGCUGGUGACCAUGGCGUGUCCCGCCCGGGGCUCCCCGCCCAUCCACGUGAGCUGGCUCAAGGACGGCCUGCCCCUUCCACUGUCCCAGCGCACUCUCCUCCACGGCUCUGGUCGCAUCCUCAGGAUUUCCCAGGUGCAGUUGGCAGAUUCGGGCAUUUUCACCUGCGUGGCUGCGAGUCCUGCUGGAGUGGCUGACAGGAACUUCACCUUACAGGUGCACGUACCCCCUGUCCUGGAGCCGGUUGAGUUCCAGAAUGACGUGGCCGUGGUCCGUGGCUCCCCAGUGGUGCUCCCCUGCGAGGCCCGGGGCAGCCCUCUGCCCCUCGUGUCGUGGACAAAGGAUGGGGAGCCCUUGUUGCCCCAGAGUCACGAGCAGGGGCCCGGCCUGCAGCUGGAGAGAGUGGGGACUGGCGACUCAGGGACCUACUCAUGCGAGGCUGUGAGCGAGGCAGGGGAAGCAAGGAGGCAUUUCCAGCUGAUGGUGAUGGAUCCCCCCUCCAUUGAGGGCUCAGGCCAGCCUGCAGAGCUGUUGCUGACCCCAGGCACCCCCCUGGAGCUCCUCUGUGAUGCCCGGGGCACACCCCCACCCAACAUCACCUGGCAGAAGGACGGACAGGCCCUGAGCAGGCCGGAGAACAGCAGCAGGGCUGGGCGGGUGCUCCGGGUCCAGGGGGUACAGGUGGGCGACACUGGGCUGUACACUUGUCUGGCCAAGAACCCUGCUGGCGAAGUUGAGAAGAGCUUCCGGGUCAGGGUUCAAGCCCCUCCAAAUAUUGUUGGGCCCCAAGGUCCCCGCUUGGUGGUUGGCCUGGCCCCUGGGCAGCUGGUCCUGGAGUGCCCAGUGGAGGCAGAGCCAAUGCCUGAGAUCGAGUGGCACCGAGAUGGAAUCCUGCUGCAGGCAGACGCCCACACACAGUUCCCUGAGCGGGGCAGGUUCCUCCAGCUGCAGGCCCUGAGCACAGCUGAUGGCGGCAACUAUAGCUGCACAGCCCGCAAUGCAGCAGGCAGCACCAGCGUGGCCUUCCAUGUGGAGAUCCACACAUCGCCCACCAUCCAGCCAGGGCCACCCACAGUGAACGCCUCAGUGAACAACACGGUCCUGCUGCCCUGCCAGGCCAACGGUGUCCCCCAGCCCCGCGUGAGCUGGCAGAAGGAUGGGGUCCCCCUGGAUCCUGGGAGCCCCAGGUUGACAGUUCUGCCUGAGGGUUCCCUGCGGAUCCAGUCUGUCCUCGCCCAGGACACCGGCCACUACCUCUGCUUGGUGUCCAGCUCCGCUGGCUCCGAUCGACAAGGCCGCGAGCUCCGGGUCCUUGAGCCUCCAGCCAUCGCCCCCAGCCCUUCCAACCUGACCCUCACCGCCCACACCCGGGCCUUGCUGCCUUGUGAGGCCAGCGGCUUCCCCAAGCCCUUCGUGGUCUGGUGGAAGGACGGACAGAAGCUGGACUUCCACCUGCAGCAAGGAACCUACCGGCUCCUGCCGUCCAAUGCCCUGCUCCUUGCAGACCCCAGCCCUCAGGAUUCAGCCCAGUUCGAGUGUGUGGUGAGCAAUGAGGUGGGCGAGGCCCGCAGACUCUACUGGGUGACUGUUUAUGCGCCUCCCACCAUUGCCGACGACCAGACAGACUUCACGGUGACCAAGAUGGCGCCCGCACUCCUCACGUGCCACAGCAUGGGCGAACCGGUGCCAGUUGUGUCCUGGAGCAAGGCGGGCACCCAGCUGGGGAUGCGGGGGAGUGGCUACCGGGUCUCACCUUUAGGCGCCCUGGAGAUCGGGCAGGCCCUCCCCAUCCACACUGGCCGCUACACCUGCACAGCCCGCAACUCUGCUGGUGUGGCCCACAAGCACGUGAUCCUCACCGUGCAAGCCUCUCCCGUGAUGAAGCCACUGCCCAGCACGGUUCAGGUGCUGGCCUAUGAAGAGGUGGUGCUACCUUGUGAGGCCUCAGGUAUCCCCCGGCCAACCAUCACCUGGCAGAAGGAGGGGCUGAGCAUCCCUGCAGGGGCGAGAACCCAGGUCCUACCCAGUGGACAGCUGCGGAUUAUCCAUGCCGGUGAAAAGGAUGCCGGGAACUAUCUUUGCAUUGCACAGAACAGUGCGGGCAGCGCCAUGGGGAAAACGCGGCUGGUGGUGCAAGUCCCACCUGUGAUCGAGACCGGCUCCCCUGACCUGUCCACCACCGAAGGCUCCCACGCCCUCUUACCCUGCACGGCCAGGGGCAGCCCCAAGCCUGACAUCACCUGGGAGAAAGACGGGCAGGCUGUGUCUGGAGCUGAGGGGAAGUUCACCAUCCAGGCCUCUGGGGAGCUGCUGGUGAAGAACUUGGAGAGCCAGGAUGCCGGCACCUACACCUGCACUGCCAAGAAUGCUGCAGGCCGUGCCCAUCGCCAUGUGCAUCUCACCAUCCUGGUGCUGCCCAUGUUCACCAUCCUGCCUGGGGACCGCAGCCUGCGCCUGGGGGAGAGGCUGUGGCUUCGCUGUGCUGCCCGGGGCAGCCCUACCCCCCGCAUUAGCUGGACCGUCAACGACCGGCGGGUCACGGAGGGGGUGUCAGAACAGGAUGGGGGCAGCACACUGCAGCGGGUGGCGGUGACCAGAGAGGACAGCGGGACCUACAUCUGCUGGGCCGAGAACAGAGUGGGCCGUGUGCAGGCGGCCAGCUUCGUCCACGUGAAGGAGGCUCCCAUUCUGCAAGGGGAGGCCUUCUCCUACCUGGUAGAGCCUGUGGGGGGCAGUGUCCGACUGGACUGUGUGGUCCAAGGGGAUCCAUUGCCUGACAUCCGCUGGAUCAAAGAUGGCCUUCCGCUGCAGGGCAGCCAUCCCCGGCACCGGAUGAACAAUGGCUCAUUGACCAUCCACAGGACUGAGAUGGACGACGCGGGACAGUACCAAUGCCUGGCAGAGAAUGAGAUGGGGGCAGUGAAGAAGGUGGUCGUCCUUGUGCUACAGAGCACCCCAGUAUUCCAGGUGGAGCCCCAGGAUGUGACGGUGAGAUCUGGGGAUGAUGUGUCCCUGCAGUGCCAGGCCACUGGAGAGCCGGUGCCCACUGUGGAAUGGCUGCAGGCGGGCCAGCCCUUGCCGGCCAGUCGGCGGAUCCGGACCCUGCCAGAUGGGAGCCUGUGGCUGGAGAACGUGGAGGCCGGGGACGCGGGCAUGUACGAAUGCGUCGCUCACAACCUCCUGGGCUCUGCCACAGCCCGGGCAUUCUUGGCCGUGAGAGGGGAGCCUCGGGGGAGCCAGGGCAGCAUGAGCGGGGUGAUCAAUGGCCAGGAAUUUGGUGUGGCCUCUCUCAACGCCAGCUUGCAACAAGAGCUGCAGUCUGGGGCUGCCACCAUCCGGAGCAGCAUCAGCCACAUCCCUGCAAAUGUGGGGCCACUGAUGCGCGUACUCGUGGUCACCAUCGCCCCCAUCUACUGGGCCCUGGCCGGGGAGAGUGGGGAGGCCCUGAAUGGCCACUCCCUGACGGAUGGCAACUUCAGACAGGAGUCGCAUGUGGAGUUUGCUACAGGGGAGCUGCUCACAAUGACCCAGGUGGCACGGGGCCUGGAUCCCAAUGGCCUCCUGCUCCUCGACGUGGCAGUCAAGGGCAUCAUCCCUGAGAGCCUGGCUGAAGCAGAUCUUCAGGUGCAGGACUUCCAGGAGCGCUACGUGCAGACGGGGCCCGGACGGCUGUUUGUGGGCUCCACGCAGCGCUUCCUGCAAGGCGGCCGCCCUGCAUUCCUGCGCUGCAACCACAGCAUCUUGUACAACGCUGCGCGGGGCCCCCAGCCCCGGCUGGUGCAGCACCUGCGGGCCUCAGCUGUCAGCUCCGCCUUUGAUCCUGGGGCCCAGGCCCUGCGAUUCCAGCUGACCACAGCCCUGCAGGCUGAUGAGAAUGAAGCCGGCUGCCCAGAGGGCUUUGAUCUCGAUGCCCAGGGAGCAUUUUGUGUGGACAGGGACGAGUGCUCGGGCGGCCCAAGCCCCUGCUCCCACUCCUGCCACAACGCACCCGGCGGCUUCUCCUGCUCCUGCCCGGCCGGCUUCGCCCUGGCCUGGGACAACCGGAACUGCAGAGAUGUGGACGAGUGUGCCUGGGAUGCCCACCUCUGCCAGGAGGGACAGCGCUGUGUGAACCUGCUCGGCUCCUACCGCUGCCUCCCACGCUGCAGGCCUGGCUUCCAGGUGGCUGCCAGUGGGGCCGACUGUGAAGAUGUUGACGAGUGUCUGGAGCAGUUGGAUGAAUGUCACUACAACCAGAUCUGUGAGAAUACCCCAGGCGGGUACCACUGCAGCUGCCCCAGGGGGUAUCGGAGUCAGGGCCCCGGCCUGCCCUGCCUAGAUAUCAACGAGUGCCUCCAGCAGCCCAGGACCUGCGCCUACCAGUGCCACAACCUCCAGGGUGGCUACCGCUGCCUGUGCCCACCAGGCCAGGCCCUCUUCCACGAUGGCAAGGCCUGCAUCCCACUGGAGCAGAGUGGACACAAUGUGACCACCAUCAGCCUCCGGGGCCCCUUUGCAACCUGGCUGCGGCUACGCAGACCUGUCCCUGGCAGCUCCUACCACACCUGGAUCUCCCUCCAGCCCAGUCCCAGGACGCUGAGCACUGUGGGCCGGGCCUGGUGCCCCCCUGGCUUCAUCAGGCAGAAUGGUAUCUGCACAGACCUCGACGAGUGUCGGGUGAGGAACCUGUGCCAGCACGCCUGCCAGAACACCGAGGGCAGCUACCAGUGCCUCUGCCCCGCCGGCUACCGCCUUCUCCCCAGCGGAAAGAACUGCCAGGACAUCAAUGAGUGCGAGGAGGAGGAGAUCGAGUGUGGGCCUGGCCAGAUGUGCUUCAACACUCGUGGCAGUUACCAGUGUGUGGACACGCCUUGUCCCGCCACAUACCGGCAGGGCACCAGCCCAGGGACGUGCUUCCGCCGCUGCUCACAGGACUGCAGCGCCGGCGGCCCCUCCACGCUGCAAUACAAGCUGCUGCCGCUGCCCCUGGGCGUGCGCGCCCACCACGACGUGGCGCGUCUCGCCGCCUUCUCCGAGGCCGGCGUCCCAGUCAACCGCACAGAGCUCAGUGUGCUGGAGCCGGACCCGCACAGCCCGUUUGCGCUGCGCGUGCUGCGCGCGGGCCAUGGGGCCGUCUACACUCGCCGCGCGCUCACCCGCGCCGGCCUCUACCGGCUCACCGUGCGCGCCGCGGCGCCCCGCCACCAACGCGUCUUCGUCUUGCUCAUAGCAGUCUCCCCCUAUCCCUACUAAGGGCAGGGAGGCGGGUGCUAUUGGCAGCAGCUCCAGGGCUAGCGACCCUGGGGAGGGCGGGGGGCGGGGUGGGUGGAGGAGCUGGCCCAGCCCCCACCGUGUGGCCCUUGCCCACGCCACCUGCUGCGACAAGCGGAAACGUCAUCUGCUGCAUCAGCCAGAUCUUCAGUAAACACGACCCUGCGCACAUCCUUGACCCCAGGACAGUGAGGACUGGAGCGUCCCCUCCUUCCCCAUGGGGGAAGGAUCAAGCCUGAAGCAGAGCUGGGGGUGAAGCCUCCAUGUCUGUUUGGCCCCUCCAGGCUUGCCCCCAAGUCCCAGGGGGAGCUGGGCCAGGACACAGUGCACCUGAAAACCGGAGCUGGUGGCAACUGCCCACCCCUGGCACUGCCAUCCUGAACCAGGGCGUUUGUGUGUGUUUAAUAUAAAAACAAUUAUUUUUAACCAA
This is a messenger RNA of Choloepus didactylus (southern two-toed sloth), 15649 nucleotides long. It is a transcript of the gene HMCN2, whose product is annotated as hemicentin 2. The transcript is spliced from 98 exons. Gene Ontology annotation, molecular function: calcium ion binding. The record is from RefSeq and is a predicted model, not a curated record. Bases 10 to 15201 code for a protein of 5063 amino acids. Lineage: Eukaryota; Metazoa; Chordata; Mammalia; Pilosa; Megalonychidae.